AUGACAUCAUCAAAUUUAAACAAACAUGGUUCACAUACCAAUCUUACAAACUCAACACCAAAAUCAACUUGUUUUGUUCAUUCUAAUCUUAAUCGAUCAUUUUCGUUAUCCGAAAUUAUUAAUAAUUGUGACGAUAAUCUCACAGAAUAUUCAAAUUUAGCUGAGACUGCAGUUAGUGUAAGAGAAUUAUCAAAAAAACUUGGUCAAGCUCAAAUUCAAAGCAGUAUGCAAACUGUUAUGAUAGUCACAAAACCAGGAAAUUUACGUUUGGUUAAUCUUACUCGCAAAUUAGUCAUGUAUUUAAUUACCACCCCUCGUUUUGGUAAAGAUCAUGGUGUCACUGUGUAUGUGGAUAAAGCUUUAAAAGAUGUUAAACAAUUUAAUUUUCAAGGAAUGUUAGAAGAAAUACCACUUGCAAAGGACUAUUUAAAAUUUUGGACAAAAGAAUUAU
Messenger RNA from Diversispora eburnea, 451 nucleotides. NCBI's taxonomy places the organism in Eukaryota, Fungi, Glomeromycota, Glomeromycetes, Diversisporales, Diversisporaceae. The record is from the annotation of a GenBank genome assembly.